AUGAGGAUUACAUCAUAUCCCUUGUUAUCAACGGCAUCAUCUAUUGUGUUAUACACUGCAUAUAUUACUGUUAUCUUUAGUUUUAUCAGCCUAAUUGUUACAAAUCAACAGACUACAGCAUCUACAUGGAUUUGUUUAAGUCGUGAACAGUUGAUAGCAUUAUCAAAUUCAAAAAAUACGUAUAGAUUUGAAGGUGAAAUUAUACAAAUCGAUAAAGGCGUAAUAUUAAAUAAUAAUGAUGGUAAAAAUUAUGAUAAUUUAAAUGCUUUUGUUAAAAUCACAAAAAUUCUACGACAACCAGUUGGUAGUGUUCAACAAAUCCAUCUAAAUGAAUUAGUUCAUGUGAAUAAGAUUCAGUCAAGAGAUACACCAAUAAGCAGUGAUGGGAUUAGUAAUGCUAAUAAUAAUAACAGAAAUGCGGAUGAGUGUUUGCCUAAUUUAGAAAGAGGUAAACGAUAUGAAUGGAUUACUUAUUCACUGGAGAAUAAUGAUGGGCGUAUUGAUGGGAGUCAGAAAGAAUUAACUCUACUACCUGGUGGGGUGUUCAAGUUACCUGUUACCCCAGUAUCAUUACCACCAGCCAGAUCAUCCUUACCAAUAAAAUCUAAUCAAAACAAGGAGUUUCGUAGUGAUGUAUGCCUAAAACGGGAGUGUCGAUUUGGAGCAGUCUGUGAAGAAUGGUUAUCGAAAGAAACAAACCAGUAUAUUGGUGUAUGCGUUUGUCCAACAUUAAUAGAUAUGGCGAAAAAUCAUAUGUGCAAUAUGAACAGUGGUACAAUUUGUACAACAAAUGGUUUAUUUUACCUAAAUGAAUGCGUUAUGCUACAUCAAGCGUGUUUAAAACAAACGGAAUUGAAACCAAUGAAUUUGAAUAUAUUUAGUAGAAUAUUAUCUCAAAGUGAUUGUAGUCAAUUAAUUGAAAAAACGUCAGUUACAAUCAACAGUCAUGUAUCACUGAGAACCACGCCUAAGCCUCAGUCGAAUCACCCAAAAGCCGACAGCAAUAAUAUUCAGCUAGCACCGUCUUCAAAUCUGCCAAAGACGAAGACAGACGAGAAACCGCAACAAGACUCACCAUCACUUCAACAACAACAACAACACCAACAGCAACAACCUUCUCAACUAGUCAAGGUGGACUAUAAUAACAAUGGUGGAAAUAAUCAAUACGCUUGUCCAACUAGAACAUGUCCAAAUGACUUGAAUCCUGCUUGUGAUUCUGACGGUGUAAUGUAUGCAAAUGACUGUCUGCUGAAAAAGUAUUCAUGUCGAAAAUUCGGUAACUUGAGACCGGCUACAAGUUAUAUUUGUGAUUCAAAAUUUCAGAGGUCUACUCAAUCGAAGAUAGAAUUAUGCGGCAGUGCUAAUUUAUGCCUUUAUGGUGGGAUAUGUUAUGAUCCACUCACUUAUUAUGCAUCAUCUACGACAAGAAUUACACCGAAGAGAAUAAUGUCAAAGUUUUCCAAUUGUAUCUGUGACGGUAUUAAUUGUUUAAAUGAAUGGCCUGAUCCAGUAUGCGCAGAUGACGGUGAAACAUAUACUAAUCAAUGCUUUUUAAAGCGUGCAAUCUGCGAAACACAAAAAAUGAAGCGUAUAUUAUAUCGAGGAAAUUGUGCCUCCAACCCAUGUCUACACCAUAAAUGUCGAUGGCAAGGUGAAACAUGUCAAGUUGAUAUAAAUGGUGAAGCGAAGUGUACAUGUCCUGAACCCUGUCCACAGGUUGUCUCUCCAGUCUGUGGUAGUGAUGGAAUAACAUAUGAUAGUACAUGUCAUUUGGAAAGAACAGCAUGUCAAAAAAUGCGAGAAAUACAUGUACUAUAUUCAGGAGAAUGUAGUCAAGUAAAAGACUGCAUGCUACUCAAUCAACCGUGUCAAGGAUAUGAAAUAUGCUCACGGAUUAAAAAUCCAAUGGUUUAUGGUACAACAAACCAAAGAUUAGAUGCAAGUGAAUAUGGUUUAACCAAAUCAUUUGAAGAUACAAUACCACAGUGUAUUUGUCCUUCAUGUCCAGAAAAUGGUCUUGGUGGACAGGUUUGUGGAUCAGAUGGGCAAACAUAUCGUAGUGAAUGUCAUUUAAGAUCAAGUGCAUGCCAACGGCAUUCAACAGAUCUGACGGUCAAAUCAAGAGGAAAAUGCGACGCAUGUCAAAUGAAAGAAUGCAAAUAUUAUGCUAUAUGUCAGUUGAGUGUAUUCGGCGAACCACAGUGUGUCUGUCCAACAGACUGUCUUUAUAUUAGGAAACCUGUCUGUGGAACUGAUGGUAAAACUUACGAGAAUGAAUGUUUCUUAAAAGUUAAAUCUUGCGCUGAUCAAAUUGAAGUUCAUGUGGCACAAGAAGGUUAUUGUCGUCCUUGUGCUGGUGGAUGUCCAUUGGGUUUCCAGUGUCGUAAUGGUCAGUGUGUAUGUCGAGAUAAAUGUCCACCGAAACAUUCAAAUGAACCUGACGUAUGCGGUACAGACGGGAAACUAUAUCCAAGUGAAUGUGAACUGAAACGUCAAUCGUGUAUUCAACAAACUAAUAUUGAUGUUGACUUGACUGGCGUAAAAUGUCGGCAUAAUAAUCCAUCUCUUCUACAAGAUUCUAAUGGGAAAAUGUCAGGAAAUAUACAAGCUGAUGGUGUUAGAUUACCGAGUUGUACGUGUAACAAACUUGGUGCAUUGUCAGAAGAAUGUGACUACUUAGGCAAUUGCCGAUGUAAAUGGGGUGUUGGUGGCUUGAAGUGUGAUCAAUGUCUUGGGAACUAUUGGGGCAUACAAAACAAUCAUGAAUGCAUUCCCUGCUCCUGUCAUCCUCUUGGUUCAGUUGAUUCAUCGUGUAAUCAAGCUACAGGUCAAUGUCAUUGUCGUUCAGGUGUUGUAGGACGACAGUGUUCAAUGUGUCCAGAUGGCAGUCAGGUAACAGAAAGUGGCUGUAAUAUGAAAGAAGAAUACAAUGAAGUUCACACCAGGAAUGAUGCAAAUCAGCGAUCAAAUGAACAAAAGGAUUCAGUUAAACAAACUGUACUCAAUACAACUAUCACUUUAAGUCCUCCUUUAUCUGAAGUAAUAGUCGACAGGAACAAUUACGAUAGUAACAAUGACAAUGAAAAUAAUCCCGUCAAUGGAAGAUUCUUUACAGAAACAACUACAUUAUUAGUUGACUUACCAUUUCAAAUUGAUCAACCGACUGAAAUCCAUCUGACGUUAACUUUAUAUGAUGCAAACGGUAUGCUGUUGCAUUAUCGUUCACCGCCGACUGAACAAGAAUUAAUGCUUUUACAAAAUGCUCAAGAUCAUCUAUUCACUAUGGGAGUAUCAAAUUGGAGAGUUGUUGUAAAAUAUAUCGAUGGACGUGUACCUAAUCGUAUAUUGCUUGUCUACAGUCAACAAAAUCUUACUCAACAUGUUAGAUAUAACAUUCAAACAGGCAUUAAUUCUGGUCGACCAUGGAUACAAAUUGAUGGAUACCCGAAAACAACUAAUCAUGAUGUCAUUGAGAAAUGGGCUAGUCCUCAUUCAACCAGUAAUAAUAACAUACCUGGAGCUGGUGGCUUAAAAACUCUUAUGAUUGGUCGACAAAUUAAACAAAAUGGUUACGGUAUUGUUGAUACUAAUGAACUCAUCGAAACGCAUGAAGAUUACGGUUUCUCUGGCUGUUUAAGUAAACUGACACUUAAUACGGGAGGAUCAUUUAAAAAAUAUUUUAAUUUAAAUCUUAUAAAUGGUGUUCAAAAUAAUUUGGCGUGGUAUGGAAUAUCAACAAAUCAUAAAACAGCACCAUUAUGCUCACAAUCAAUUCACAAAGUAGCAUUGAAUACAGCAGAUAAUAGUAAUAAUAAUAAUCAAAUGGACAAUACUCAACGUUUAUUACAAUCUGAUCAAAUACAAAGGCAAGAAAAUAUAAUUCCUCCAAAACACCAACAAAUAUCUAAUACACAUCAAUCUAAGAUUUGCAAAAAUUAUGGAACUGUUGUACUUGCUGCAGAUGGAAAAUAUGUUUGUGUUUGUCAACCUGGAUGGCAAGGUGAUUUAUGUGAACAGAUGGUCACUAUUAUACCUCAGUUCUCAGGCAAUGGAUUCAUUCGUCUAGCUGGCCCAACAGGGAAACAAGCAAUGAAACGGAAAAAGUUACACAUUGAGCUAAUUUUCUUGGCAGUCAAAUCUUCAGGCUUAUUGUUUGCCAUCCCGCCGAAAUCUCCAUAUCAAGGUCCAUUCAUAACUGCUCAUUUAGAUUCACAAAGCUACUUGACUCUGAAGUACAAUGAACCAGUAAAACUGCACCACUGGCAUACACUAAUCAUUGAUAAAUUGCCUAAAAUUCUUCGUGUUAAAAUGGAUAAUAGUAAGAAGCAACGCGUACCACUGAUUCCUUCACAGUUUCUCCAUGCACAAAGUCGUCUCCCGAAAGAGUUAAGUAACUUCGAUUUGUCAUCAAGUCCAAUUUAUCUUGGUGGUUAUGACUUUCGUGAUCAAGCAACAUUCAGUUUUCUUCCUGUUAGACAAGGUUUAGAAGGAGCUAUUCAGAGGAUCAAUAUAAAUGGUGCUGAGGUUGUAUUAGCCGGACCAUCUCCCGCAGAUAUGACAAAUACACCCGAAGAGUUGAGUAGAUCAUCUCAUCUAAUUGAAAAAUGGGCAAAUACAUCACAAUGGCAAGGCUUACCAUGUGGUCCAGACUAUUCACCUUGUCAAUUAGACCAACCAGAUAAUAUAUGCCGUCCAAAUAUACAACGUGCUACAUGUGCAUGUACAACACCGCUACAGCUGAUGCAUAUGAUGAAAGGGAGAUUAGAUGAACAAAUCGAUGAAGUUGAAAAACAAGCAUGUCUUCAGCGUAAAAUGGAAAUGUCUAAUACAAACUCUGGAUUAACAUUUAAAAAUGAUGGUCAACUACAAUAUGAUGGACCGAAUCGUGGAACUUUUAUUGGUGAAUCAUUCAAUGAAUUUAAUGAAGAAGUGCCACCAUCAAAUUAUGAUGAAGUUGAAAAGAUUUUCAUCAAUUUCAGUGGUUCAACAGUUUAUAAAUAUAGUGGACUAAUAAGAUUCACAAUUCUAGAAGAUAUGGAUUUAGGAGGUGAUAUAUACCUUUCAUCACACAAAGACUCAAAGAUAUACAGGCGAAAAGUAACAAACUGGCUGAAGAAGCAGGCAAGGAAGACAGGACUUCAAAUGAACAUAGAGAAGAUGGAGGUGAUGAAGGUGACCAACUAAAAGCAAAAGCAACAACCAGCACCAACUACCAUCAACUGGAGAGGUUUGUCAGAGGUUACUUCCUUCACUUAUCUAGAAAGCAUAGUUUCAACCACCGGCAGUUGGAACGAAUGAGGAUGUGAAAGCCAGUCAAAAUUCGGAAGAUAAGAUACGCCUUCAUCAACCUGAAACCAGUUUGGAAAUCUUCUGCUUCACUUAGCCUCAGCAUAAGCAACAAGAUUCCGGUUUCUAACACAUAUGUGAAGUCAGUCAGUCAGUCAGUCCUUCUAUACAGGUCAGAAAAUUGCACUGCCUGUCACGAAAAGCAUUUCCAACAAGUUACAGACUUUUAUCAACAGCUGCUUCCUUCUCUGACGCCACACUGAAGAUCAAGUGGUCAGCCAACCUGCAAGAAAUAACAACGAGAAACUCUGUCUGGGAAAGAACCAACCAAGAGGCAACUACUCAGCAAAUAUGUAGGAAAAAAUGAAGAUGGAUCAUGCCUACUUUGAGGAGGCUGUCGAAUGGCAUUGGGCGCAGUUCGAACCAUCGCUCCAGUUGAAUUUGAGUGGGAAGCGACAAGUGGGUCGUCGGUGUGAGGAUGAUAUAGAGGAGGUCGUGUGACGACGAGGAGGAGAUGAGAGAUUAUGGUGAAUCGUCGAGCCAGCUGAAGAGGAUAGCAGGGGAUAGAACAAGGUGGAGAUGUGUUGUUGAAGCCCUCUGUUCCACUCGGAACCCAAGGGAAUAAUAAUAUUAUGAGAAGUAUUGACGAAUUAAAUAAUCGUCUUCAUUAUUAAUUAAAAUGUGUUUUAUUCAUAACAAAUGCUAAAUAAUAAGAACUAAAAAUUCAACAGUAUGUGUACUCAAUCAAAGAACCAGAAACUCUAUCUCAUCCUGCCGAUAUUUACCAACUAAGGGAGCAUUCUUAUCUGGAGACUCUAUUUUUCAACUGUUAGAUUUGGUCAUAAGGCAGUAUCAGUGAGAUUCCAAUGAAAACCUAGAAGUGCUGGGCAGUUGUUUCGCCCUAGUUUGGGACUCUUCAUCAGUAUGCAUCCACAAUCCCAUCAAAGACCGAGCACAAGAGACCAAGCUCGUCGAUCAUUCAGCCACUUAGGCCAGAAGUGAAGGAUUCAUGAAUUCUAACUUUUGUCAGUUCGUAAUAGAACACUAGCCUGAGCCAAUGCUAUCUAUGAGCACCCAAUUCCUCUUGACAACGUGGACGCCACUUUCGACAACUUCUUGCUGCAUCUGCAGGAUAUCUGUCUGGCAGCCAUCAGUGUAGUGAAGGUCAGAUUUCAAUAUUCGUCUUCG
This is a messenger RNA of Trichobilharzia regenti, 6474 nucleotides long. Lineage: Eukaryota; Metazoa; Platyhelminthes; Trematoda; Strigeidida; Schistosomatidae. The record is from the annotation of a GenBank genome assembly.